AACUGCAGCAACACUCAUGGAACACUACCUCUGAUGCCAUGUCAAAUAUUGCUGCCUUGAGUAGUUCCGCUAACGUGUCAAGUACUGCUGCCUUGUAUAGUUCCGCCAUACCAAUGAUGGGACCUCCUCCAACUGCCUACCCAUAUCCAUGGAGCAACCAGCAACACCCAUGGACCUCUACUUCCGCUCCCAUGUCUAGUUCUGCAAGUAGUGUCAGCUCUAGUGUAGCUGCCAGUUCUAGUGUACAAACAUGCGCUAGUGUCGCUGCUAGCUCAUGUUCGGCGUUACCAACAUUUGUUACUCCAACUUCUACCAACACAUAUCCAUGUGGCAGUGAGGAAAAUAAAGUGCAACAAAGUAACUCUGUUGAAGAAAUUAGUGAGGCCACAUUAGACUCGAUAGAAGUUGAAGCGCAAUCUACUGCCUCUUUUGGUAAUACAGUUGAUACGAAUGAGGCUGGCACUGAUGGGGGUGAUAUAACUGAGGAGCCAAAGCCAGGGAUGCGCUUUGACAAGAAUCUUUCACACCUCAACUGCCAAAAUGAAUUGCCAAGCCUUCAUACCUCAAGAUCAACAAAUGACGUUUUCCAGGAAAGCAAGAAGAGAAAAGUACUGGAGCUGUCAACAAGCAGUGAGGAUGAAGAGGAAAAACAAGAGGAAGGCAUUCAUGUUAGAGCAAAAAGAGGCCAAGCUACUGAUAGUCAUAGUUGA
Juglans microcarpa x Juglans regia is the source of this 710-nucleotide messenger RNA. Its product is annotated as cell wall protein TIR4-like. The transcript has 3 exons. The coding region runs from base 39 to 710 and encodes 223 amino acids. The record is from RefSeq and is a predicted model, not a curated record. NCBI's taxonomy places the organism in Eukaryota, Viridiplantae, Streptophyta, Magnoliopsida, Fagales, Juglandaceae.